UUUUAAAUGUUCCGACAAAGCUGAAGACAAGCGUGUAUUAAAAACAUGCCUACGGUAACUAAUGAAGCAGCUCAGUGUCCAUUACCGCGGUACUAGUUUGUGCUACAGUUAACGUCAAGUUUGGCUUAUCAACGCGACCCCAAAACACAGCCAGUGUUCAAGCUUUUACAUCAUCCUCGUUAUAUAAACGGUGUACAAAAUGUUAAGGAGUCUAGUAAGGAUAUCCAGGGUCUGUCAGAGCCUCGGUUCACUCCCAGCUGUUCAGACUCAGCUCGGCCAUCCGGCUGUACGGACCAUGUCGACACUGCCCUGGCCCUUUAACUCUGAACCCCGGGACUUCAGCCUACCUAACUCCUCAUGGAGCUCAGAAAUGACACGGUUGUACGAGCACUACAACAGCCAGUGUGAGGUGGAGACAGAGGAUGGACAGAAACAGAGAGGGCCAUGGAGGAGACUGCCAAGCUACAAUCGCUCCCUUAAGUAUGCUAUAGGUGGAGUGUAUCUGAGUAAGUUUAUCCAGUCAAAGGCCCGUCUUUUUACCCGUAACAUCAAAACUGCAGGGGCAGCAUUUGAGUAUGUUAUGUUCAUUAACAAAGAGGAGCAGAGAUCUGUGUGCAUUUUCCAGGCUGGACACCUGCUGGAAGGACCACCAGGACAUGUCCACGGGGGGGCAAUAGCCACUAUGAUUGACUCAGUGACAGGGACUCAUGCUACUUACCUCUCUGGACCUGUAAUGACUGCCAACCUCAACAUCAAUUACCGCAGCCCCAUCCCACUGGGAAGUACAGUGCUGCUUGAAUCCUGCCUGGAUAAGAAGGAAGGCAGAAAGACAUUUAUCUCAUGUAAAGUGACCAGCACCGAUAGCUCCAAACUGCACACAGACGCAACAGCACUGUUCCUGUCAGUCAGUGUCAGCCACCUACUGGGAGCGUGACACAAGCACUUCAGCCUGCCACCUAACCAAACACUGGGUGUCAGCAAAGACAGGCCACAACCAGUGUUUGUGUGUGUGUGUGUGUGUGAGAGAGAGAAUGCGUGAGUGUAUCAUCAGUUUGGAGUAUUUUUUGGGAGUGUGGGUACAGAUUUUUAUUCAACCUUAAUGUUAUUAAACCUUAAUAUUUAUGCAUCUUGUGGUGCAAUGUUAAAUGUUACUACUAACAAAGUGUACUGACUCACAAAAUACGUUUUAAUAAACUACCUCUGCUUAAUAAUGCAUCGGCAGUACAUAUCAUAACCGUUAUUAUUAAACUAUGGACUAUUUAUUGUGACUUUGCCAGUAUUUAUGGUUUUAUGUAAUGAGAUCAUUGCUCAGAAUGUACUGUACAUGAAUAUUUGGUUUCCUACAAUAAAGCCUUAC
Scomber japonicus (chub mackerel) is the source of this 1357-nucleotide messenger RNA. It is a transcript of the gene them4, whose product is annotated as thioesterase superfamily member 4. Bases 200 to 934 code for a protein of 244 amino acids. The transcript has 6 exons. The record is from RefSeq and is a predicted model, not a curated record. NCBI's taxonomy places the organism in Eukaryota, Metazoa, Chordata, Actinopteri, Scombriformes, Scombridae.